AACAUGUACGAUCCGUUAAGGCGUUACUACUCGCCGUCUCUUGAAAUCACCGCCAUCAACGACGACGACGCCGACAACGGGGACGACAACGGUCUCGUCGCGACCUUGCCCGCGAAAGAUCGAUCCGACAACAUGUCGCGGAUUAGAGCAAAACAUCAAUGUCCUAGGGCCGGUCCUGCCAACGUUUCACUAACUAACAGUGCAGUUUAAAUCUUUAAAAGAGAGUGUUACUAAAUCUAUCAUUGUUUAUGGAAGACUAAAAAAAAAAUAUUCAACUAUUUUAACAAGCACUAAAAUUGGAAACUUAAUAACAACGAUAAUAGUAUUCACUAUACAAGUGAUAUUCAAUAGUAUUGUCUAUUAUGGAACAAACAAUAAAUGAUCAAAUUACAAAGUACAAAGACUUUCACGAACAAUGUAAGAAUUAAAGAGAAUUAUUUUGAACAAAAUGCGAAAUUAUACCGCUACUUAAGAUGAGAGUAAAACACUAUUAUUAUGGAAAGUGAUUGUAAUAAAUGGAGAACCUGGACUGCAGUGGACAGAUACGUUUGGAUCGAAAAAAUGAUAGAAGUGAUACUUUUGUAUGCAAUAUAAAGGUUUAACUCGUCUCAGAGAUGGAAUAUUUAAGUCGCUAUCUUAGCGCUAUGAUCCAAAAACGAUUAUAAAAAUCGACAAACCUGUCGAUAGAUUUUAAUAGAUGAAUAAUUAAUAUGAUAUUGGUCUGGAAUGGAAGUCAGCGAGCCUCCGGAUGAGGAGGUCUACCGUCGAAUACUCAAGAUCAACUUUUCUUCAAGCCUUGAGGGUGUUCCCCUUUUUCGAAACAACCUGAGCAUUAUUGAUGAAUCAAGAAAUAUCACUCUAAUCGCCCUUAAGGGCGUUAUAAUGAUCAGCAUCAUCGUCACCGCAUUGUUAGGCAAUGCUUUGGUAAUCGCCAGCGUCAGAAGACAUCGGAAGUUGCGGGUGCCCACCAAUCGCUAUGUAGUUUCCUUAGCAAUGGCGGAUCUUUUAGUGGCAAUAUGCGCCAUGACGUUUAAUGCUUCCGUCGAGCUUUCCGGUGGUAAAUGGCUCCUAGGAAGUAUCAUGUGCGACGUGUGGAAUUCGAUGGACGUUUAUUUCAGUACCGCCAGUAUCCUCCAUCUUUGUUGUAUCAGCGUCGAUAGGUAUUAUGCAAUAGUCAGACCGCUGGAGUACCCAGCCAUUAUGAGGACUGUAACAGUUACUGCCAUGCUGAGUAGUGCUUGGACUCUGCCGGCCCUGAUUAGCUUUAUACCUAUCUUCAUGGGCUGGUACACCACGCAGCAACACCUGGACUUCCGUCGGAAGAAUCCGCAGAUUUGCAUGUUCGUGGUGAACCUCCCAUAUGCGGUGAUCAGUUCCUGUGUGUCCUUUUGGAUUCCGGGUGUCGUGAUGAUCAUCAUGUACUGCAAAAUUUACAAGGAGGCAGUCAGACAGAGAGCGGCCCUCAGUAGGGCGUCCAGCAGCACGGUGUUGAACAACGUUCAUGUACGUCGCUCCUCCGGCGGCUCUAGACAUCAUUCUAGGACGUCGCACCAGCUGCUGCUUCAUCCGAGCGAUGCUAGUGAUUAUGGAAGGCCGCCCUCUUACAGAGCUUCAGCGGCAGAACUUAACAUCGAAAAUGGUACUUCGAUACGACAGCAAACAAAAAGUUGGCGGGCCGAACAUAAAGCUGCGAGAACACUCGGUAUAAUUAUGGGGGCGUUUCUCCUUUGUUGGCUGCCGUUCUUCCUCUGGUAUCUGAUAACAUCAUUGUGCGGCGAAGCCUGUUAUUGCCCGGAUACGGUGGUAUCGGUGCUUUUCUGGAUAGGUUACUUCAACAGCGCCCUAAACCCACUCAUCUAUGCGUAUUUCAACCGCGACUUCCGUGACGCCUUCAAGGAUACCCUAAAGAGCGCCUUGCCCUGCUGCGCCAACUGCUGGAAGACACCCUCGCAAUUCGUGUAGUUCGACACAAUUCCGAAAAAUCCGCCUCCGAAAGGCGAGUUCCAAGUCUCUUUUUUCUCAAUAAAUUUUCAGCCAAAAUCGAGCCGCUUUGUUUCGACGAUUUUUGGACGCCAAUCGACGCUAUUCGCAAUUGACCCUUAAUACUCGAACAUAUUGACUUCACACAUCACUUCUCCGUUAUUCGUAACUUGGUGCGUAGC
Molecule: messenger RNA, 2162 nt
Organism: Trachymyrmex cornetzi
Lineage: Eukaryota; Metazoa; Arthropoda; Insecta; Hymenoptera; Formicidae
Product: octopamine receptor beta-3R
Exons: 5
Coding region: 727-1962 (411 amino acids)
Biological process (GO): positive regulation of MAPK cascade; adenylate cyclase-activating adrenergic receptor signaling pathway
Cellular component (GO): plasma membrane
Molecular function (GO): octopamine receptor activity
Source: RefSeq, a predicted model, not a curated record